Messenger RNA from Populus trichocarpa (black cottonwood), 1011 nucleotides. RefSeq names its product eukaryotic translation initiation factor. Gene Ontology annotation, molecular function: RNA 7-methylguanosine cap binding; translation initiation factor activity. Gene Ontology annotation, cellular component: eukaryotic translation initiation factor 4F complex; cytoplasm. The record is from RefSeq and is a predicted model, not a curated record. The transcript is spliced from 5 exons. The coding region runs from base 142 to 759 and encodes 205 amino acids. Lineage: Eukaryota; Viridiplantae; Streptophyta; Magnoliopsida; Malpighiales; Salicaceae. Gene Ontology annotation, biological process: translational initiation.
AAAACUUCAAAAAGCCCACUUUUCCAAUAAAAAAGGCCUAAUAUAAGGGCAAUUAUUACAAACCAGGAGAGAUACCCUCCGUUCGUUCGGCGUUGCAGUUGCAGGAAAAAAAUCUCACCAGGAGCAGAAAAAUCAUUAGUAAUGGCGGCAAAUGAAGCUGGUAUUGAAGUAACUGCACCGACAACAGGAGAGCUGGUGACCGAGCAGCCGCAGCCGCAGCCGCAGCCGCAGCCGCAUAAACUUGAGAGGAAGUGGACCUUUUGGUUCGACAAUCAAUCCAAACAAGGCGCCGCCUGGGGCACUUGUCUCCGCAAGGUCUACUCCUUCGACACCGUCGAAGAAUUCUGGUGUUUGUAUGAACAGGUAUUUAAGCCAAGCAAGCUGCCUGGAAAUGCUGAUUUCCAUUUAUUUAAAGAUGGGAUUGAACCCAAAUGGGAAGAUCCAGUGUGUGCUAGUGGAGGCAAGUGGUCUGUUACUUCUAGCAGAAAGGCCGACUUGGAUACCAUGUGGCUUGAAACUUUGAUGGCUUUGAUUGGGGAGCAAUUUGAUGAACCUGAUGAUAUUUGUGGCGUGGUUGCAAGCGUGCGUCAGAGGCAGGAUAAACUUGCUUUGUGGACUAAAGCUGCUGCCAAUGAGGCUGCCCAGAUGAGCAUUGGCAGGAAGUGGAAGGAGAUCAUUGACGUCAAUGACAAGAUCACCUACAGCUUCCAUGAUGAUUCCAAAAGGGAAAGAAAUGCCAAAAGCCGAUACAAUGUGUAAGCACUCCAUGACUGUCGUGCGAUGUGCAGUGUGGUUUUGUUAGCAUGUUUCCACACCAAGAAGUGAAAUGUAUUUUUGAUAUGACAAAUCCUUAAUGGAUGGUAUCAUGAUGAUGCUCCUUUAAUUUUGGUGUUGGACAAGAUUGAGCUUGUGAGAGUAUUGUAUUAUACACUUACCAGCAAUCUGUACUGUUGAGAGAUAUUGUUGUGCCCAAUAUACAUGGCAGAAGAAACACCACUUUUACAGUUCCAA